UCUUUGUUUUUGGAGACGCUUUGACAUCGGCGAAAGAUUCCAAAAUCCACACACUCACCUUUUAUUAAUUGAAAGUAGCUAAACUCAAAGCAUUGCGGGAGAAGUUGAUUACAAAAAUUUAAACGCAACUAAUUUCGGAUAUAAUAGGAAAUAAACUAAAGUAUUUGUGAUUUUUUUAAGUACAUUGUGUGUUGAAUACUUUGCUUUUUAAAAAUAUUGUAUUUUUUUAAUAUUUGCCAGAAGGCAUCAACCACGUUGUAGAAAUUAAUUACUGAUCAAUUAUUUAAAAUACAAAAUAUUCAAUAUGGCACGAGGACAUCAAAAGCUACAAUCGCAAGCUAAGGCUCAAGAAAAGCAAGCUAAAAUGAAAAAACAGCAAGGACACAGUGCCAACGAUCAGAAGAAGGCAGCACAAAAAGCGCUCGUUCAUGUAUGCGCAGUUUGCAAGUCUCAAAUGCCCGAUCCAAAAACGUACAAACAACAUUUCGAGAAUAAGCACCCAAAAAAUGAUAUGCCACCGGAAUUAAAGGAUGUGUAAAAAUAACUGUGUUUUAAUUAUUCUGGCUGCUGUCAAGCUCAUCGAUAUUAAUAAAUUUUUGAAUAAAUACAAAAAAAA
Molecule: messenger RNA, 616 nt
Organism: Zeugodacus cucurbitae (melon fly)
Lineage: Eukaryota; Metazoa; Arthropoda; Insecta; Diptera; Tephritidae
Product: zinc finger protein 706-like
Exons: 3
Coding region: 305-538 (77 amino acids)
Source: RefSeq, a predicted model, not a curated record